This is a messenger RNA of Musa acuminata AAA Group (dessert banana), 600 nucleotides long. RefSeq lists its product as uncharacterized. Bases 193 to 360 code for a protein of 55 amino acids. The record is from RefSeq and is a predicted model, not a curated record. The transcript is spliced from 2 exons. Lineage: Eukaryota; Viridiplantae; Streptophyta; Magnoliopsida; Zingiberales; Musaceae.
GUUCCUUGUUGUGGUAGCAAAGCCCGUUCGCCCAUGGAAGGCAAGUGAGCAACCCAGGGAGGAAGGGCGACAGCCAUCACCACCAGUGCUCCCUCUCUCGGGGUCUCUGCCUCUGUACCGUCUCCGCCUUCUUCGGACCAGCUGCACGGUUGAGGAAAGCGACGAUCAGGUUGCACUGCAGAGCGGUGCAAGAUGGGGAUAAUAAGGAGCAGCUUCUCAUUUCUACUGGGAGCUGGUUGCGGUAUUUAUGUUGCACAGAACUACAAUGUCCCCAACGUAAAGAAGCUCAUCAAUACUUAUAUUUUCGUGGCGAAACACAUAGAAGAAACCUACAGGAAGCCUAAGAAAGACGAAGACUAGUCACAAGAAUUCAUUAGCUGAAGUCAUGCCAAUAAGGCCGAUUAUGGUCCACAUAACAACACAAUACUUUCUUUGGUGAGCACAUGUACUUGUAAAAAAUCAUCGUCACCUCAUGCUUAGUUUCAAUGGAUACUGAGCACUUCAUUGUGGCUCUUCUCCUUUGAGGUUUUGUGGAUGGAAGACCUUGAAACUUAAAUGUAGCAGCUUAUUUUGUGUGGAUGAAAGAUUUGUAUGUUUGCA